ACUUGUAUCACAAAACGUCAAAAUAGUGUUGAUGUGUCAAAAAAACCGACGAACGUAAAAUAAAAAUGUAAAGUAGUAAUAGAAAUAUAUUAUAUCUAAGUAAGAAUAAUAAAAAUGGAAGUAAAUUCAACCAGUGAAAGUGGAAAAAAAGUUGCUUUAGAAAGUUUGUCCAGGGAAGACCUAAUCAAAAGAUGUGAGCGUCUUUUGAUUCUGGCUCAAAAAGCCAAACAAGCAAGAGAUACACUCCAGGAAGAAAAUAACGAAUUGAGAAACAAAUUGAAAGGUGAGCAAGACCGAAAUGUCACCCACGAAAUCAUUGAAAAGUUAACCCAACAAAAAUUGACCUAUGUAAAUACAAUCGAAGAUUUGAAAAAGCAAAACAGUAUUUUAAACAACAAACUUCAAACUUGUUUGGGAGAUCUACAUGUGUGUGCAGAAAAAACAAAUACCUUGGAUAGUGAAAAUGUGGCUUUCAAAAGACAAGUUAAACGUUUGACAGAUGAAAAUGAACAGCUUUUAUCCCAUUUAGAAUUAUUAGAAAAACAGAUGGAGGAAUGUAAAAAAUUAGGACUUGAGCAACAAAACCAACUACUUAUAUUGGAAAAAAGCAACAAAACACUUGAAGAUACUAAUCAAAAGCUACUAAAUGAAAGUUCCGUCAACAGUCAUUCUGCUGAGUUGCAGAAAAUGCUGAAUAUAAGCUUACAGGAAGUAAAGAAACUGCAAACGGAAAAUAACACACUGAAAGAAAAAGUGGAUGGUUUAAAAAUGAAUUUGUCUGAGAAAGACAAAAAUAUAUUAACUGUGAGUGAAGACUUGCAGAUCAAGAUUAAAUUAGUAGAAGACUUGCAAGUACAAAUAAAGGAAAUGCAGAACAGUCAAAUUGAAAAUGAAAAUGAGAGUCUGAAAACCCAAAUUAGACAAUUAAUGGAGAGUAAUGAAAGUCUCGCACAAGAAAAUACAGACACACAAAACCGUCAAUCAGUAAUGGAAAACUCACUUAAGGAGUUAGAAGUAACCAACAAAACAUUGAAGGAAAAAUUGAAAUCAUAUCAUGGCAAGAUUGUUAAGUUUGCAGGAAACAUCAAAGCUAUCAAAGAAAAUAAAAAUGAAAUUCUUGCAUUGUUCAAGACAUAUACAAAUCAAGUGGAAGAAUGGAAACAAGAGUUAGAUGUGGCAUCUCAAAAGUUGUGGCAACAUAUCAAUAACAUCACAAAUGAGAACAAGAUCCUCAAAGAAUGCAAUCUCAAAUUUUUAGAACAGUUAGAAGCACAUAAAACUGAUGAUGAAAAAAGUAAAGAACUCUGUGAACUGGAAUAUUUUAAAAAUGAAAACAAAAAAUUGGCUGAAGAAGUUGCUAAUCUACAGGGUUUACAAAAUGAGUACAAACUACAAAUCGAUGCAUUGAUUAGUGAAAAAGAUGAUAUUGAUCAAAACAUGGCAAAGCUUGUUCAGAAACACCAGGAAGAAUUGAAGGUUUUUGAUGAUCAAAGCAAGAAAGAUAUGACUGAAAUACAAAACCAAAUUGAAGAGAAUGAGAAAAUAUGUAUUGAGUACAGGAAAGUAAUAUCAAAAUUGGAGGAAGAUAAUGGUUUGCAUAUAAGAGAACUGGAUGAAUUAAAGCAAAAGAAUUAUGACCUUCAAGAAGCACUGGAACAUGCAAAGGAAACUGAGAAACAAAUAGCAGACAGAACAAGUGAAGAAAUUCUUAAACUGGUGCAAGAAAAUGCUGAGUUAUUGGAGGCAGAUCGCAAAUUGCAAGAAAAAAGUAACAAUAUGAAAGAAGCUGAUUCUCAGACUGACGAAGCUGUCUCUUCAAAAAGUGAACUAGAGGAAGCAAUAACAUCAUUAAAAAGAGAAAAUUCUGAACUGCUUACAGAGAUGAAUGAAAUGAACCAAGCAUUGAAAGAAAGAGGUGAAACAAUUUCAAAGUUUCAAGCACAUUGUGAUGAAGUCAUGAAGAAACUGCAAAUUUAUGAAACUCAGGCAAAUAGAAAUGUUGAUAACAUUUCGCAAAAAGAAGAAACCAUCAAGAAAUUAGAGCAAGAAAUUGAGCGACUUAAGUGUAAAGAAAACACAACAACAAUAGAAGCAGAUGAUGAUAAAAUUGUUAAAAAAGAUCUUGAAAUUUCAGAAUUGAAGAAUGAAAUAGAGAAUCUGAAAGAAAGAUUGAAUGCAAAUUUAGAUUCCAGUUAUGCAGAAAGCGAAACCAUGUCUACAUCAACAAUAUCAAGGUCAGAAGAAGUAAACAGACUGAAAGAUUUAGAAGGAUCGUGGGAAGAAAGAUAUGGUAAACUUAGGAGUUUAGCAGUCAAGUUGAAAGGAAAAGUUAGAGAUUUAUCUAAUGAACUACUGAAGGAACAGAAUGAGAAAAACGAUGUUCAACAAAAGUGCGCAAAUAAUAUGAAAACGAUAUCUACAUUACAAGCACAAUGUGAUACAUUACAGGAUGAGUUGGAAGCAAAUAAAAAGCAAAAUAAAGAGUAUCUCGCGAAUUUAGAUGCAACAGCGGCCGAAAUUUCUAAAGACAAGCAAAAGUUAGUAGAAUAUGAAGAAAUCACCACCAAACUUAGACAAGAAAUUGACGAACUCAAUCAAGAGAAAGCAAACACUGAAACUUGGAAGAAACAAAUAAGUGGAAAGGUGCAAACGUUUAGAAAAGAACUUGAAGCCAAUAAAGUUCUUAAAAAAGAAUUUGAAGCUAAAAUUGCAAAACUCACUACUGAAUUAGAAGCUAAAGAACAAGCGUUGAAAGCUGAAAGUGAUGGUCAUCUACAAACAAAAAGUUCAUUGGAACAUUCCAUUAACGAACGCAUGAAAAAUUCCGUCCUUAAUUUGGAAAUGCAAGAUUAUGAAAGGAGUGUGAAAGAAUUAUCGCAAAAAUUAGAUAAGAAACAAGAAGAAAUAAAUAAACUUAAAAGCCAACUAGACUCACAGAAAAGUACGUCAAAUGCAAUUAGAGAACAAAAUAAAUUGCUUGAAGAACGUACUGAAGAAAUGAAGAAUGACGUGAGUGCAACCCAUGCAGAAAUGGUCAAUUUAAAAAAACAGGUAGUUGAAUUAGAAGAAGUUGUAUUACAAAAGGAAAAUAAAAUUCAGGAUGUGACUCAGUUGAUAGAAGCUGUACGUUCCGAAAAUGAGGAGUUGUCUACUGAAUUAUCAAAGGUGAUAGCAGAACAUCAAAAACACCAAAGUAGUUUGAAGAAUGAAAAGGAACAUUUGAGAAGCCAAGUUCUGGGUCUACAACAGACACUAAGAGAAGUACAAGACACUCUAAAACUUAGAGAGGAGGAGUUAAAAAUUGUACAGAAUGAUUAUGACACCUACAAGGUUCGAGCGCAAAGCGUUCUAAGACAAAAUCAAAAUCGUAAUGUGGGUUUAGAAGAAAAGCUUGCUGAAGAAUUAUCAGCGUUACAAGUCAAGUGUGAAACUCUCACCUCUGAACUAAAAGAGUGCAGAGAUACCAUUGAUACGUUACGAAAAGAAAACGUUACUUUUCUACAAGAAAAAACAGAACUUUCUAAUAAAUUUGAAGAAAUAGCCAGUGAAAUGGAAGAUCUUAAGUUGGUGUAUGAACAGUUAUCCAGUAAACACCAGCAAACGAUCAUCGAACACGGAGAAACCGUCAGGAGUUUAAAAGUUCAUGCUGAAACAUUAGCCCAGUGUUAUCGACAACAGUUAUCAGAACAAGAAGUCCGUCAUAAUAGAGAAAUAAUCGAGCUGCAAAGUAAAAUCGAGAAAGCUCCGUCACCUACUGAUUUACCAUUCCCACCUCUUCCAACGAUGCAUCGCGAAGAAGGGGAGGGUUCUGAAAGUACCGAAAAUACUAACAAAAAUAGCAUGCAUCCGGUUCCGCUAGAGAGAUUACUAGGAACUGACGCUGACCAAGAAGUGGCCUUCAUUAAGAAACAGUUGAGUGAAGAAGAAUUGAAAGUGAUUCACUUAACUGCUCUAUUAGCAGACACUGAACAAGAUUUAGCGAAACAUGUACAGAUGAAUAAGCUUUUGAAGGAGGAAAUUAGAAGGCAACAGAGGUCAGUGGAGAGAGAAAAACAUGCAGAAAACUUGGAGUAUCUUAAAAACGUCGUUUUUAAGUUUGUAACGUUGCACAGUGGGGAUGAAAGAAGCCGAUUAGUACCGGUGUUAAACACAAUACUGAAGUUGAGCCCUGAGGAAACUCAAAAGCUUACUAUGGUGGCAAGAGGGGAUCCAGGUAUAAGAGGAUGGACCAAUUACCUUCCUUUGUGGCCAUCGCCGUCUAAACCUACAUAAUUUACUUGUUGUGUAAAUAAUUAUCAAAGUGUUUAUAAAAAAUAAAUUAUUUCUUAUUGACGUUU
This is a messenger RNA of Zophobas morio, 4337 nucleotides long. RefSeq names its product GRIP and coiled-coil domain-containing protein 2-like. The transcript has 4 exons. NCBI's taxonomy places the organism in Eukaryota, Metazoa, Arthropoda, Insecta, Coleoptera, Tenebrionidae. The record is from RefSeq and is a predicted model, not a curated record. The coding region runs from base 115 to 4272 and encodes 1385 amino acids. Gene Ontology annotation, cellular component: Golgi apparatus.